Fusarium redolens is the source of this 348-nucleotide messenger RNA. RefSeq lists its product as uncharacterized. The record is from RefSeq and is a predicted model, not a curated record. Lineage: Eukaryota; Fungi; Ascomycota; Sordariomycetes; Hypocreales; Nectriaceae. Gene Ontology annotation, biological process: protein insertion into ER membrane. Gene Ontology annotation, cellular component: endoplasmic reticulum membrane. Gene Ontology annotation, molecular function: protein folding chaperone. The transcript is spliced from 4 exons. Bases 1 to 348 code for a protein of 115 amino acids.
AUGUCGCCUACCAAGGACCCCAGAAGAGUCGACCUGAUCGUCCCUUACCAAGAGCCGAAGGGCUCAGGUGAUUCGACCGAUCUCUCCUCGACGAUGUCUACUACCCUGCCAAUGGCCGCCAUGUUCACGCGCAACAAGAUGGUUGGAUGGGCGUCUGUUGUUUUCUCUAUCCAGAGCUGGCUCGGUGAGAGCGAGGACUCGAAGAAGAACUCCACCACUCCUGGAUACUUCUCCGUCGGCAUGUCCAUCAUGGCUCUUGCUGUUACUUACCUCCCUAUGUUCCUCCCACCCGUCGGCGGUAAGCAGGCUUCUGGCACCGAGGCCCCUGCUCCUGUUCCUCUGGCAUAG